Molecule: messenger RNA, 4845 nt
Organism: Prorocentrum cordatum
Lineage: Eukaryota; Dinophyceae; Prorocentrales; Prorocentraceae
Source: the annotation of a GenBank genome assembly
UGGUGCGCUGACUUGGCGGUCGGCACCCUGGUCCGGGUCUCCUACACCGGGGAGACCAUGGACCACACGAGGGUCGUGCUGUGGCCCAGCCGCCGCCUGGACCAGAGGCGGCGGGUCCGGGGGCGGCACGCCUAUUGGGUGCUCUCCGCGGACGGCGACGUCUGGGAGGAGGACCUGAGCGGGAGGAAUGCGGCGACCGGGCCGUCGGGCGGGUCGCUGCUGGACCAGGCGACUGGGGAUCCGCCCGACGGCCGCCGCCUCUAUCGGUUCCGGGCGCGGCCCAGCCUGGACGAGGUCGUGGAGCUGGCGACGGAGUGCCGAGCCACGAUGCUCAGGCGUGGGCAGGCCGAGUCGGAGGCGCCGACGAGCGUGGUGCUGGCCGACGGGGCGGUGCGCCCCGGCCGCGACCACUUCCCGUGGCUCGAGGCCCCGCGCCCUUGGGUGCUGACGGAACCGCUCCCUGGCAUGCCAAUCGGGACCGUGGUGGAUCCGCUCCCGGUGGGGGCGCUGCGCGACGGGAGCCGGGCCCUCAGCUUGCUGCCGAGCUGCGGCCGCUGGGCGAGGCUCGAGCAGGUGGACGAGGGCAAGAUCGUCGAGUGGGCCGCCAAGAGGACGAGGGAGCUGGUGCUCGACCUCGGCGCGGGGCCCGACGCCAUGGGCGCCGCGGAGCUGGUUGGCGGGACUGAAACCCCGCCGCUGGGGCGUGAGGCUCGCUCGGCCGGAGGCGACCGCCUGGGCGAGAAGCUGGGGCUGGCCGCCGAGGAGCCCGCCGAGUCGGCCGCGGGGAAGGACGACGCCUACGGCGACGCGCGCACGCUGUGGGUCGACUGGGACGAGCAGGGCGAGCGCAGGAAGGAGUUCAAGCGAGCGGUGGCCGAGAGCUCGGAUGUGAAGUGGGACCAUCAUCGGCUGCCCGCCGAUCGCACUUGCCUUCACACGUGCAAGAUGAUGGUGAACUUGAGUGGGUCUCCACGCGCGUGGCUAGAGCGCUUUCUCAGGGAGAAGGGGAUAGCUUCUACGGAUCGAGUCGCGCACGAACUCCGAGUGUUGUGCGACAUCUUGGAAGAAGCUGGCGAGUUUGACCAGAUCAACCUCGGAGGACUGGCUUGCUUGGAAGUGGCCGCCCUCCGGCUGAACCUGCUGGUGGACGCGCACAAGACGAGCGGGUCGGCCUCGUACUCGAACGCGAAGUACCUCUCGCCGCUGACCGAGGUGGACCAGUUGAUGGCUCCUGGCUUGCGGUCUCACGUGUCGAGGCGCGCCAAGGAGGAGUACGAGCUGAUGCAGGGCGACAAGAAGGCCGAGGCGGUCGCUGCUGGUGCGGCUGGCAUGACGGACCAGUCUCAGCCGGCGGAGUGGGCCCCUGCCGGCUGGGCUAACACAUCGGCCCGGCGAGCGCCGCUGGCCCUGGCGAGCGGGGAUAGGGACCUCUUCCCCCUCCCUCGCCUGGCCAGGCCGCCCGCCAGCAGGGGCGGCAGCCGCGCCCGGAUUGCUGGCGCUCGGCGGCGGCGCGAGCACGAAUUGGCGAACGGCGCUAUCGACUCUCUCAACUGGCUUGCUGGAUGGGAGCCUGCCGACGUGGGCCCGCCGCGCUCCCUGGACGCCAUGGGGGGCAAGCAUGCUGGGAUCGUACAGUGGGUGGCCAGCGAAGCUCAUCGGCGCCAAGCCGCAGCUCCCAACCCCUGUCCGUCCCAAGAGGCAUCGCUCAGUGCGUUGCUCAAGGGGUGCUCGAUCUACGACACGUCGGGCUCCCCGAGGAACCUGGCCUCCUUCGUCCGCGAGCGCGUGUCCUUGCCCCCUUCGGUUGUCGGCUGCCUCCAGGUGGACGACAUCGUGGGCGAGGCCGGCCGCGCCUACCUGAAGGAGAAUCAAAAGCGUAUGAGGCGGCCGAUCGAGGAGAUCGAUUUUGACAACUUGCCGACUCCCUAUUUUGACCCGCUGCUGAAGCGGAACAAGAAGAUGUACCACAACUUUUUGAAGGAUCUCUCGUCCCGCGGGCUCUUGCUUGCCACCUUGUCUCCCGCAGAGCAGGCUGGCCUGUUCUUCGUGAAGAAGGCCGACAGCGACAAGAUGCGCAUGAUCGUGGACGCGCGUCGGGCGAACGCGUGGUUCGGCGUGCCCCCCAGCGUCCAGCUCCUGUCGUGCGAGGGGUUCGGCAGGGUGGAGGUGAAGCUCCCAGAGGGCGUCGCCUUCGGCUCGGCGCGGGGCGAGGAGCUGCUGAACGGCUUCAAGCUCUUCUUGGGCAUGACGGACGUCAAGGACUGCUUCUACAGGAUGCGCAUCCCGGUGAGCCUGGCGAAGUUCUUCUCGCUGCCCGCCGCUCCAGCUCACGUCCUUGGCCUGGAGGGGCACGAGCUGGAGGGGACGAGGCUGGGCUGCGACACCCUCGUCUUCCCCUGCAUCGGGGCUCUCCCCAUGGGAUUCUCUUGGUCCCUCUUCCUCGCCCAAGACGCGAACGAGGAGAGGGUCGUCCGGUCUGAUCCGUGGCCAGGGGGAGACAUGGCAGUCUCGGAGCGGGUCCUGAUGAGCGAUCGCGGACCUCCGCUCGUCGUGGAGGUUGAGCCCGGCCUGCACGGGGGAGCCUACGUGUACGUCGACAACAUGGGGGUGCUCGCCCCCUCGGAGGGCCUCGCCAAGAGCGCCCUCGAGAGCUGGACUGGUCUCUUUGAGGGGGUCGGCCUGGACUUGCACAAGAGCUCGGUGGGCUCGGGCGCGUGCGAGGCGCUCGGGACCAAGCUUGACCUCGAGCUGAUGAGGUCGGGCGUGAGCGACGGGCGGUUCUGGAAGGUGUACCUGGGGCUGGGGGGCCUGCUAGCCCGCGGCCGGGCGACAGGGCGCGCCUUGGAGGUGGUGCUGGGCCACUGCACCUUCUGCGGGCUGGCCCUCCGAGGGUCGCUGAGCUGCUGGCACGCCUCGUACCGCUUCAUCCAGCGGCACUACCUGGAGCCUGCCCGCCUGUGGGCAGAAGUCGUGAAGGAGAUCAAGAUGUUCCGCGGGCUGCUCACCCUGAUGGUUCAGGACUGGUGGCGGCCAUGGAACUGCUGCGUGCUCCAGACCGACGCGAGCGAGAGCGGCUGGGGCAUGGCGCAGUCGUUCUGGCCGCAGCACGUGGUGGAGCAGGUCGGCCGGCUGCCUGAGCGAGCCCGCUUCCGUUCGGCGCUGGGCAGGCCGGCGCGAGAGAGCGCGCUCGCUGCCGCCAACCUUGCUCGGGACAGCUCGGGCGCCUUGUGCAGUUUUGAGGAUAUGAAGAAUCCUGACUCUCUCGCGUCUGACCUCCUGUCCUCGUGGGAGCUCGACCCCGGGUUCGCUGAAGUGCCCUGGCAGUGGCUCCGAAAGGGGGCCUGGGAGACCGUCCGGCUCCCGACUCGCCAGAGCCGGCGGGCCAUGGCCCCCGAGAGGGCUCGGGUGCUGGCCGGGCCGGCGCCGCGGGCGCGGACGCCCCCUCUGCGGGCGGGCGCUCGGCGGCCGGCCGCGCGGACUCGUGCGCUGGCGGCCGUGGCGGCGCCGGCGGGCUCGCGCUCGGACCCGAGCGGCGCGAGGGCGAUCGCCAGCCCCGGGGCGCUGGGCCGGGCGCGGAUACUGGCGCCGGCCCCCCUCUUGCCUUCAAAGAAGAGGGCCAGCCAGGCUGGGCGGCAUCUCUCGGCCCUCGACGAGAGGGACGCGAACGGGCUGGACCUCGCUGGAGACGCCGGGGAGGACGCCGAGGGCGACAGCAGCUCCAGCGGCUCCGACUCGGUGGUGGAGCAGCUGGGGCGGACUCGGGCCCGAAUGCGGCAGCUGCGCGCGCGGAGGGCGCACCGGCGGGCGACGCUGUACGCCGAUGCUAUCCUGGCGGCGCAGGGCGAGGGCGUGAGCCUCCUGGAGACCCUGGCGGUGACCCAGGCGACGCAGGUGAGGUACCAGCGAUAUCUCGAUCGUUUCUACUCGCGUGCCGGCCUGAGCCGGAGGCAGAUCCUGGCGAAGCCGGACACGGAGAUCGACGAGCUCAUGUGCAACUACAUGACCGAGAACUACUUGCAGGGCGAGCAGAGCAACUACGGAGACCAGACGGUCGCAGCCUGGGUCAGCGCGAACCCGGACUUCGGGCGCGUGGGAGGUCGCAAGCUGCCGCGGACGUGGCGGGCGCUGAAGGCCUGGCGCAGGCUGACCCCAGGCAGGCGGCGGAAGGCCCUUGCCCUUCCGGUCUGGUGCGGGCUGGCUUGGAGGCUGGCGCAGCGGGGACACCUACGCCUGGGCAUCUUCUUGAUGAUAGGCGUAUCGAUCUAUGGUCGGCCCUCGACCUUGCUGGCCGCCCGGCGGUGCGACCUUGUGCCACCGUCGCCUGGUGUCAGCAGGCACUGGGCCCUGUUGACCCACCCGCUGGAGCGGAAGAGGCCCAGCAAACGUGGGCACUUCGACGAGGGCUGCCCCCUGGACUCGCCGUACCUCCAGGGCUUGGACGAGGUGUUCGAGCGGCUGGCCUCGACGACGUCGAAGGAACCGCUGUGGAACUUCAGCUACCCCGAGGCAGCGACGUUGCUCAAGGAGGCGGCGGAGGACCUCGGGGUGGCCCCGGUGACAUUGUACCAGAUGAGACAUUCGGGCGCCAGCAUCGACUUGGCGAAAGGCUGGCGCAGUCUGACCUCGGCGCAGCGACGCGGGGAGUGGACGCAGGCGAAGUCAAUGCACCGCUACGAGCACAGCAGCAGGCUCGGCAGCGACUAUGCGAAGCUCGACCCCCGGCUGCGCGCGACGUGCGAGGAGGCGGAGAGGCAGCUGGCGCUCAUCCUGACGGGCCAGUACCUCGGCGAUCUCUUCGCGGGCUGCCGGGCGGUGUCUCGGGCGGCCGAGGCCGAGGGCUUCCGG